Molecule: messenger RNA, 2712 nt
Organism: Sorex fumeus (smoky shrew)
Lineage: Eukaryota; Metazoa; Chordata; Mammalia; Eulipotyphla; Soricidae
Gene: SMAD6
Product: SMAD family member 6
Exons: 4
Coding region: 997-2463 (488 amino acids)
Biological process (GO): anatomical structure morphogenesis; BMP signaling pathway; regulation of transcription by RNA polymerase II
Cellular component (GO): heteromeric SMAD protein complex
Molecular function (GO): I-SMAD binding; transcription regulator inhibitor activity
Source: RefSeq, a predicted model, not a curated record
GCGGAGCCGCCAAAGUGUCUAGACUGGCAUAUGAUGGGAGGCAGCCAAUGACUCCGCGGCGCUCCUCCGGGGGCCCUCAGUGUGCGUUUGAGGAGAACAAAAAAGAGAGCGAGCGAGCCGCGCGGGGGAGCGAGCGGGGGAGCCGCGCCGGGACGGGGAGCCGCCGCGCGCGCCGGGACCGCGGGGCCGCCGGGAGCCACUUCCCGCGGCGGGGGGACAGGGCGGCCUCUGUGGCCGGGGCGCGCGGGGCGUCGGUGCGGGACGCGGGGCGGGCGGCCACUGCGGCUUCGGCGGACUGCAUUUUUAGCUAAGGAUUUCCAGCAGCUCUUUGGGAUCUUUACAGUUUCCACUCAUGCGUUGACACCCGCGUCCGGGAGAGACUCCGAGUGCUUUCCAGCGCCUGGGACCUGAGACGGACUCGGCCUUGGGUGCAAGCAGUUGCAGGCGUUUUGGUUUCGUUUGGGGUUUCUUUCGUUUUUUUUUUCUUUCUUUUUUCCUUCUUCCCUUCUUGCAGGGAGUGAGAAGGGAGCGGGGGUCCUCCGCACGCCUGCAGAAGCCCAUGUAGUUGAGCGCUCGGGUUGCUGGAGCCUGCCUGCGCUUUCCCAAACUCCACUCGGGGGUUCCGGCGCGGGGGCUUUGUGCUCAUGGAGCCGCCGCGCAACUUUUGAAGGCUCGCCGGCCCAUGCGGGGUCUGGGGGGGCGGCGCGCCUGCUGCACCCCCCCGCCGCGCGCGGGGGCCGCCCUAGCCGAGCCGCGGGCGCGCGGGGGCCCAUGUAGCCGAGGGGUCGGCGCGGACUGCGGCUAGGAGCGCGCGCGUUCGCUCCCCGGCGUCCCGGCUCGGCGAGCUCCCUGAUGUGGCCGGCCCGCGGCGCCCCCCCGACGACAGACGGCGCGCGGAGCUUCAUGCGGGGCCGCGGCCCGCGCCGCGCUGAGGGCACGGACCCCCGCUGACCGGAGAGCGCCUCCCCCCGCUCCCCCGGCGCCCAAGGGUAUCGUAUGUUCAGGUCCAAACGCUCGGGGCUGGUGCGGCGACUUUGGCGCAGUCGUGUGGUCCCCGACCGGGAGGAAGGCGGCGGCGGCAGCGGCGAGGAUGGGAGCUGGGGCAGCCGAGCCGACCCCGGCCCGUGCGCGCGAGACGGCGGAGGCUGCGGCCGCCCGGACGGCCGCCCGGUAGCCCCGCGGCGGCCCCGGGACGCGGCGGGACCGCGGGGCGCCGGGCGGCGCCGGCGCGCAGGCGGCCCCCCGAGGCCCGUGGCCGAGCCGGGGGCCGGGACCGGGGCCGGGGGUGCCCCGCGGGACUUGGCGGAGCCGGGCGGCCCCGGCGGGCUGCCCGAGAGCGACUGCGAGACGGUGACCUGCUGCCUUUUCUCGGAGCGCGACGCGGCCGCCGGCGACCCCCUGGCCGGGCCGGCCCCGGAGCCCGCGGCGGCCGGGCGGAGCCGCGAAGCCCGCUCGCGCCUGCUGCUGCUGGAGCAGGAGCUGAAGACGGUCACGUACUCGCUGCUGAAGCGGCUCAAGGAGCGCUCGCUGGACACGCUGCUGGAGGCGGUGGAGUCCCGCGGCGGCGUGCCGGGCGGCUGCGUGCUGGUGCCGCGCGCCGACCUCCGCCUGGGCGGCCAGCCCGCGCCGCCGCAGCUGCUGCUCGGCCGCCUCUUCCGCUGGCCCGACCUGCAGCACGCCGUGGAGCUGAAGCCCCUGUGCGGCUGCCACAGCUUCGCCGCCGCCGCCGACGGCCCCACCGUGUGCUGCAACCCCUACCACUUCAGCCGGCUCUGCGGGCCAGAAUCCCCGCCCCCUCCCUACUCGCGGCUCUCUCCUCCUGACGAGUACAAGCCACUGGAUCUGUCGGAUUCCACAUUGUCUUACACUGAAACAGAGGCCACCGGCUCCCUCAUCACUGCUCCGGGCCACUUCCCAGACACCAGCAUGUCCCCGGACGCCACCAAGCCGAGCCACUGGUGCAGCGUGGCGUACUGGGAGCACCGGACGCGGGUGGGCCGCCUGUACGCGGUGUGCGAGCAGGCUGUCAGCAUCUUCUACGACCUACCUCAGGGCAGCGGCUUCUGCCUGGGCCAGCUCCACCUGGAGCAGCGCGGCGAGUCGGUGCGGCGCACGCGCAGCAAGAUCGGCUUCGGCAUCCAGCUGAGCAAGGAGCCCGACGGCGUGUGGGCCUACAACCGCGGCGAGCACCCCAUCUUCGUCAACUCGCCCACGCUGGACGCGCCGGGCGCCGGCCGCACGCUCGUAGUGCGCAAGGUGCCCCCCGGCUACUCCAUCAAGGUCUUCGACUUCGAGCGCUCGGGCCAGCUGCACCACGCGCCCGAGCCCGACGCGGCGCACGGCCCCUACGACCCCAACAGCGUGCGCAUCAGCUUCGCCAAGGGCUGGGGGCCCAGCUACUCGCGGCAGUUCAUCACCUCCUGCCCCUGCUGGCUGGAAAUCCUCCUCAACAACCACAGAUAGUGGCCCCCCUCCCCCACCGGAGCCCAGAGACUCGGCCCCGCCUCCCACCCCCCUCCCACCCCCAGAUAUCAUCUACCUAGAUUUAAUAUAAAAGUUUUAUAUAUUAUAUGGAAAUAUAUAUUAUACUUGUAAUUAUGGAGUCAUUUUUACAAUGUAAUUAUUUAUGUACGGUGCAAUGUGUGUAUAUGAACAAAACAAGAAAGACGCACUUUGGCUUAUACUUCUUUCAAUACAGAUAUAUUUUCUUUC